Messenger RNA from Zingiber officinale, 1632 nucleotides. Its product is annotated as heparan-alpha-glucosaminide N-acetyltransferase-like. The record is from RefSeq and is a predicted model, not a curated record. NCBI's taxonomy places the organism in Eukaryota, Viridiplantae, Streptophyta, Magnoliopsida, Zingiberales, Zingiberaceae. The coding region runs from base 48 to 1514 and encodes 488 amino acids. The transcript is spliced from 13 exons.
CGAGUCAUUUCUUCUGUCCUUCGAAACCAACCACCAAUAGCGUAGCUAUGGAGUCCAUCGUCGUCGCGGUCGAGCAAACCGACCGAACUCCUCUCCUCCAAUGUCCCGCCACCACCAACUCCUCCUCCGCUCCCCUCGCUGACGGUGGCGAUGAGAUCAGCCCAUCGCCUUCGCCUUCCCCCAACUGCGCCGCCGACCUUUCCGCCAAUUCCAGUCAGCGGAGGCUCGCCUCUCUGGACGUAUUCCGCGGAUUCACCGUCGCGCUGAUGAUUCUCGUGGACGAUGCCGGCGGGGCGUUUCCUUCGAUCAAUCAUGCGCCAUGGUUCGGAGUCACUCUGGCAGAUUUUGUCAUGCCCUUCUUUCUCUUCGGCGUUGGCAUUUCGGUCGCUUUGGUCUUUAAGAGAACUCCAAGCAAGGUGGUUGCCACGAAGAAGGUUCUGUUGAGGACGACUAAUCUAUUCCUCUUGGGUUUACUGCUGCAGGGUGGAUACUUCCAUGGCCGUAAUAAUUUGACAUAUGGAGUCGAUUUAGAUCGAAUACGCUGGUUUGGCAUAUUGCAGAGGAUAUCUAUUGCAUAUCUCUUGGCAGCAUUAUGUGAGGUCUGGCUUGUUAACAACGUUUGUGUGGAUUCCACAGUGUCAUAUGUGAAGAAAUAUUACAUAGAAUGGAUCGUUGCGAUACUACUGUCUGCCACUUAUGUUAGUUUGCUUUUGGGUCUUUAUGUCCCAAGCUGGGAGUUUGAAGCUCCAGGAAACAAUUCCACUCUACCAAUUCCCUUUUAUGUUCAAUGUGGAGUGAGGGGUAGUUUUGACCCUCCUUGCAAUGUUGUUGGUUUGAUUGAUCGACAAUUUCUUGGACAAAGUCACCUUUAUCAUAAUCCAGUAUAUAAAAGGACAAAGGAGUGCAGUGUUAAUUCUCCUGAUUACGGACCACUCCCAGAAAACUCACCCAAUUGGUGCCUUGCUCCAUUUGAUCCUGAGGGUCUGUUAAGUUCACUGAUGGCUGCUGUAACAUGUUUUGCUGGAUUGCAUUUUGGUCAUCUCAUAGUUCAUCUUAAGAGCCAUGCUCAAAGAAUGCUGCUGUGGACCAGCACAUCAAUUUUACUAGUGAUCUGUGGUUUUUUGGUGCAGUUAAUAGGCAUGCCUUUUAGCAAGCCAUUAUACACAUUGAGCUACAUGUUCUUGACCACAGGAGUUUCGGGCUUCCUUUUUAUUCUGAUGUACUUCAUUGUUGAUGUUCAGAAGUUCAAAAGACCUUUUAUUUUGUUUCAGUGGAUGGGAAUGAAUGCACUUAUAGUUUAUAUUUUAGCCGCCUCUGAACUGUUUCCAGCGUUCGUUCAAGGGUUCUAUUGGCAUUCACCUGAAAACAACCUGGUAAAUCUGACAGAGUCGAUGUUCCAAACCAUCUUCCAGUCCAAGAGAUGGGGGACUUUGGCGUUUGUUUUACUGGAGAUUUUAUUUUGGUGUCUUGCUGCUGGCUUUCUCCAUAUGAGAGGCAUUUACAUCAAAUUGUAGUCCUAAACUUAAGCCUUCUUUUCUAAGUUCCAGACCAUCUGUAAACACGUACCAAAGGUCGAAUCUAUUGUAUCCAUAAAGAAAUACAUUUGUUAUUGAUUCAAUAGCUUUGUCCUCA